Molecule: messenger RNA, 2491 nt
Organism: Thrips palmi
Lineage: Eukaryota; Metazoa; Arthropoda; Insecta; Thysanoptera; Thripidae
Product: scoloptoxin SSD14-like
Exons: 10
Coding region: 124-2013 (629 amino acids)
Biological process (GO): glutathione catabolic process
Cellular component (GO): plasma membrane
Molecular function (GO): glutathione gamma-glutamate hydrolase
Source: RefSeq, a predicted model, not a curated record
UCGUCCGUCCCGUCCGGCACUGUCCGCGCGGCUCGCCAGCUGUUGCCAGUGCGGUGAAAGUGCGCUGCGCGGUGUGUUCGAAUUUUGACGUCGGCACGGCCAGUUUGAGUUUUCGUCGGUGAUAUGUCCCACAAGAACGGCGUGUUCGACACCGGGCCGGCGGCGGACUCCAGGCCGGCGUCGAACCGCGGGUACCACCUCGUCGGACUGCCCUACAGCACUUGGGGCGACUUCAAGCGGCGCUACGUGGUGCUGGUGCUGCUGCUGGCCGUGGUGGGCCUGGGCGUGCUGGUGGGCUUCACGGUGCGCUACGUGACGCAGGUGGCCUACCCGUCGUCCGGCCCGGUGCAGCUCGUGCCGCCCAACCCGGAAGUGCCGCAGCUGCCGUCGGCGUCCGUCGGCCACGUCUUCAAGCGCGGGGCCGUGUGCGCGGACGGCGCGCCCUGCUCCCUCGUCGGCAGAGACAUUUUGGAGAGGAAUGGAAGUGCAGUUGAUGCUACAAUAGCUGCCCUCUUCUGCAAUGGCAUUGUGAAUGGCCAGAGUAUGGGAUUAGGUGGUGGUUUCCAAAUGGUCAUUUAUUCCGCCAAAGAUAAGAAAGCGCAAGUUUUGGAUGCAAGAGAGGCUGCUCCUUUGGCAUCAAAACCAGGAAUGUUCAAGAAUCAAAAAGAAGCCCAAGUUGGUCCUAAAGCGGCAUGUGUUCCUGGAGAACUUCGUGGGUACUGGGCAGCUCACCAGAAAUAUGGGAGAUUGAAGUGGGCAGAUCUCAUUGCACCAAGCAUUAAAAUUUGUCGCAAUGGGUACUCUAUGACAAUGCACCAAUACUAUGCCCUUUCGAGGAAUGAAUUAAUAAAACGGGACCCCACUCUCAGGGAUAUUUUCGUUGAUCCAAACACGGGGGAUUUUCGACGGGCAGGUACUCUUGUAAAGUUAGAUAAACUCUGUGACACUCUAGAAAUAAUAGCAAGGGAAGGUGGAGAUUCUCUAUACAAUGGCUCAUUGUCCAACAUCUUUGCAAGGGAUUUGAAAGAUAUUGGAAGCAUUAUCACCAAAAAAGACUUGGAAAUUUAUCAGCCAAGGUGGAGGGAUCCAGUGUCUGUUGAGUUGCAAGGGGGUAUCCAGUUUCAUAGUGUACCACCACCUGGAAGUGGUGCUCUUGUUGCUUUUAUUCUAAGCAUAUUAGAUGGUUAUGGCUUCAACAGUAAUAGUGUUGCUGAUGUUCCGUCAACUGUCACGACAUUCCAUCGUAUGACAGAAGCAUUCAAAAAUGCAUUUGGAUUCCGUACAAAACUUGGCGACUCCGAUUUUGUUGACGUCCGAAGGGAUAUAGAAUUGCUAACAAGCAGGAGGUAUGCUGAUGAAAUUCGAAGAAACACCAAGGACAAUGAAACAAGCAAUCAACCUGAAAAGUAUGGAGGUGUUUUCUUCAACCCCCCUGAUGCAGGAACAGCCCAUAUUUCUGUUCUUUCUGAAGAGGGUGAUGCUGUUUCAGUUACUAGCACACUUGAUAUCUAUUUUGGAGCUGGAGUGACAUCACCUGACACUGGAAUAACAUUAAGCUCAGGAAUGGACGACUUUUCUUGGCCAGAUUUCCCCAAUUACUUUGAUCUCCCUGGCUCUCCAGCCAAUGCUAUUGCCCCACAGAAACGGCCGUUGUCUUCCAUGUCUCCCUCAAUUUUGGUUGAUAGGAAUGGAGAUGUUCGUCUGGUCGUGGGAGCAUCUGGUGGGACAAAAAUUCCUACUUCAGUGGUCAACGUCGUGGUUCGCCAUUUAUGGCUGGGAGAAACAAUCAAAGAAGCCAUAGAUGCGUCUCGAAUCCAUCACCAACUGUUUCCCAUGGAAGUGGCAUAUGAGUUUGGAAUAUUGGAUCAAGUUGUCAAGGGGUUGGAGCAAUUGGGUCACAAAACUGCAAGAUAUCGCGGUGCGGGCUCUGUGGUUUGUGCCAUUAGCAAGUUUAAUAAAACCAUUACGGCUAAUGCUGAUUUCCGGAAAGGUGGAGAGGUUUAUGGGUAUUAAUGCCAAAGAAACAUGUGAAAUGGAGUUGGAACCAUCUGCAUUAUUUAUUUGUUAUUGUAGUUAAGUAAACUUCAUAGGUAGGAUUUUCCAAUACAUGCCGGCAGUGUGAAAUUGGCAUGAAUCAACUACCCUCCUCAUGACAUUGAUUAUCUGAAAAUUUGUCUUACCUUGCUUUUGCGCACUAAAACCUAGUCAAUUUAUAGAUAGAAGUGAUCUGACAAUUAUAAAUAAUUUUACAAUCAUGUCACUUGCACCUAAGUUGUUCCCCUCUUGUGAGAUGUGUGAUAUUAGAACUGCAGCAUGUGUGAUCUUUUAUUGAGUGAAGUUUUUUGGGGACAGUGUUCCUACCAAUCAGUAUUCUGAGCCUUUGUUUGAAAAUUGUUAUCACCUCAACAACAUUUCUCAAACAUGUAUUUUUGUGUCUAUUAUUAUGUGUGUUCUGUACGCCUUGUCAAUUACAUCUUGCUGGAAAAAAGUU